GCGGGGCUUUCGAAGCGUUUUCGGUUCUGCCCUUGUACCAUUUCAUUUUCUAAAUAUGUCGAAAUUCAGCUACGCUACCUGUGUAUUUACAUGUCGCUAAACUACAUCCGGUAGUUUCUAGCUGGUCGCUGACGACAAUGGCCGAAGUGGAGAGAAAGCGCUUCUCAUCUUGUCUGCCAGAGGUUGAGACGGAGCGAUUUCCGUCAAGUGUUUCAAAAGCAAAAACAAAUCGUCUGAGUAGAAGUUUCAGACAAAGUCAGCAACCACAACAUCCACCAAAAGAAACAGACUCGCCAAAGACGAGCCACAUUGAUUUUAAGACCCCAACACGAAGGCCAAAGUCCAGAUACUGCGAGGGUUUCACUAUUGAGUCUCCACUCAGCGAGUAUGAGUUUCAACAAGACAUAAUUUGGGACGCCACCUCUCCCUCACCUGUCAGAAGAGGCAAAAGAGGUAAGGGGCUUUCAAAAAAAGGAAGCAUCGUGGACAUCUCAGAGAUAGUCAGCAGGAUCGCUCCCAAGCAUGGCAGACCAGAGGUAGUAGAGCCAACUCUACAGCAGUGGAUUGGAGACAGUGCUGCUAUCCCUUGCACUCCAGACAUACAACUUUCCAGGCCUAGAAAGAAAUUGGCAAGGCCAAAUGGAGUUGAUGAUCUCUUGAAGCUUGCCAAACAGUUUGAUUUACAAAUGUUUCAGCAAGAUGCAGAGGAAGCUGAAGAUAGCGGCCCUCAGCUGUUGUUUGCUAAAACUUCCCAACCAGCCAAAGAUGUGGUCAGUGUAGUUGGUGGCAAAGAUUGCCCAAACGACUUAACUCAAGAUCACCAUUUGGAAGAUGAUCUGAACAUUCUUUUUGAUGGUCCAACCCAGCAUAUCAGUGGAAAUUUGAGUCAGGUUCCUCUAACUCGUUCUUUAGAAGUAACACCUGCCUCCACAGAGGUACCCAAGAGAGAUUCCUGCCCAGAGCAUGGUCCAACUUUGACUGUACCUGUAACAAAUGCCCCCUUGCUGCUUGAAGAUGUAGAGGGCUGGGAAAAUGAUUUCUUAAACGAUUCUUUGCUCUUUGAGAUGACCCAAAACCCACAGAACUUUUCCCCUCCAAGGCACUCUUCAGCUCAGAGAGGACCAAAUGAAACAGGUUAUCAGAGGGAUGGUCAGUUGGGUGUUCAUACCACUGGCGUUGCAAGAAGUCCCAAAAGAAAACAGGAUAGCCAAUCAAUUGUUUCUAAAAUGGAGAAGAAAAACGCUACACCAAGAAUAAGCUUCAUAUUGGAAGCCAACCCUGCUUUUCGAGUCACGAAAGACCUUUUAGAUGCAUCAACAAACCACUUCUCUGUCUCAGAUCAUGGCACAACUGCAGUGAAUACACACACACAGAAGAAUGUGUUUUCAUCCAGCAAGGUUCUUUCAGCUGAAACAGGCCUGCAAAGUAGCUGGCAAAAGCAUCAUUGUAACAAGUUAAAUUCACAGGAUCUGUGGCCUAAUCAGAGUACAUCUAUUUCUAAUUCAGGCACAAACUGUAUCCUGUCUGCUGCUGUUAACUCUAACAACUCAGCUGUUAAACUUAAUUCAACAAGAACCCCUGAAGCAGAGGUAAUUUCUAACCACAAACCAACUGUGUACAAGGAGAUAGCCACUGUCCCCGCUCAGCAUAGCAAGGAGAACUUCCUGGAUGAAGACUUGGACGCCUUCUUCUUGUCAGACUCAGUCUGGGGUGACCAGGAGGAUGAUGACAUGUUUCGUGAGGUGUGUGAAGACUUGGAGAGCCAAGCCCUAAGUGUGGAGAAGCCUCCGUCUGUCAGCUGCACACAAAAUGAGAGACCAGUGCUGGUGGCUUCACAAAGAGUCUGGGACAACACGAAUAAAGAGACUAAGGGCAGACAAUUGCAAACUAUUCUUACAGAUCCACAGUCAGCCGCUGGCAGAGGUGGUGCUUGUACACAGUCUUUUUCCAAAAAUGUAACAGCCAUUUCUUUAGUCUCUGGGCCAAGUGGACAAACCAGAAAUUCUUUUGCUGGAAAUGCUUCCUCUAACCACACUGUAAGGAUACAGAGCAAUCCUGGAAAAGAGUCGAACAGAUAUGUGCAAGCCAGCAGUUCUUCUAGAACAAACAGUUCAGCCUGUCCAUCAGGCAGAGGAUUACAGUCAUCAGGAAACUCUGUCAAAAGUCAGAGUACCUUUAAGAGGCCCACAGGUUCAGUCAUCACAAUGACUAACAAAGCGCCAGGGAAAUGCUCUGCGGCAGAGAUCGAGCAGAAGAGACAGCAGGCCAUAGAGAGGCGGCGACAGAGGAUGCAAUUAUCACAGAACAUGAGGGCACCCACCUGAGGGCGAUGAACUGCAUUGAAGGCAAACUAAUUUAGGCCAGUUUUAUUGUUUUAUCAAAUAAGAUGAACCCUCAGCUGUGGAUGCACUACUUGGGGCCCCAGAUUGUCAUUGAUGUCUAUCAAAUCUGACCCUGUAUUCACAACAAAGUGUAGCGUUACAAUUAUUGUAUUUCAAAUGUGAAAACGUGAGCAUGGGUUUUCCUAGGACUUAACUUUACUGUUUCCCAUUAACUUUUUUUUUCUUAAAAAAAACAACUAAAAGCAAGCUCCUAGUCAUCAUGUAAGAACAGCUGUGACCUUUGAGAUGGUGCAUGUCUCACUUUAGAAUAAGCCUGUUUAUAAAUACAUCUUUGUCCUCAAGUUAAAGCUGCUAAAAUUAUGGGAAGACUUGCUCUCUUUUGGACCAUCAUUACAGGAAGACAGAAACACUACUGCCUCCUCUCAACAAGUUCGCUUUUCUCCUACAUUUCUGUUUAUUAUUGUCUGAAUUUUUGCUAAGCACUUUGUCAUACUCUUACUGUUUUUGAAAAGUACUGCAAAUAAA
Lampris incognitus (smalleye Pacific opah) is the source of this 2867-nucleotide messenger RNA. RefSeq names its product ETAA1 activator of ATR kinase a (gene etaa1a). The coding region runs from base 138 to 2324 and encodes 728 amino acids. The record is from RefSeq and is a predicted model, not a curated record. NCBI's taxonomy places the organism in Eukaryota, Metazoa, Chordata, Actinopteri, Lampriformes, Lampridae. The transcript is spliced from 7 exons.